UUCUAUGUAAACAAACACACACUGGGCAUGCGUCACUGCAAUAAUGGAGGACUGUCUUUUCCAGCCGGACUGAUGAUGUCUGUAUUUCUACUCUUUUAUCCGUGAACUUGGAAAAAAACAACUCCUCUGCAUUUCAGCGUGUAGUUGAGGUCAAAGCAACAAUCUCAAGAUGACCACAGACACGCCAGCCCAAAGUGUGGGCUCCAGGAUCAUGACGUUCACCCCCUCCAAAGAAGAGUUCAAGAACUUUGGCCGGUAUAUUGCCUAUAUGGAGUCUCAAGGAGCACACAGAGCUGGAAUGGCAAAGGUUAUUCCACCUAAAGGCUGGAAACCGAGAAAGACCUAUGAUGACAUCGAUGAUCUGGUGAUUCCAGCUCCCAUUCAGCAGGUGGUGACCGGCCAGUCAGGACUGUUCACACAAUACAACAUCCAGAAGAAGCCGAUGACUGUCCAUGACUUCCGCAAGACAUCAAAUUUGGACAAGUUCUGCAGUCCACGAUAUGUGGAUUUUGAUGAGCUGGAGAGGAAGUUUUGGAAAAACUUGACUUUUAAUCCCCCACUUUACGGGGCUGAUGUCAGUGGAACACUAUAUGAUCCAGAUGUGACUGAAUGGAACGUCGGCCAUCUCAACACCAUCCUGGACAUUGUAGAGAACGAAAGUGGCAUCAAGAUCAAAGGAGUCAACACACCAUACCUGUAUUUUGGGAUGUGGAAGAGUGCCUUUGCAUGGCACACAGAGGACAUGGAUCUGUACAGCAUCAACUAUCUGCACUUUGGAGAGCCAAAAUCCUGGUAUGUUGUCCCACCGGAGCAUGGGAAAAGACUAGAACGACUCGCCAAAGGUUUCUUUCCAGGGAAUGCUCAAAGCUGUGAAGCCUUCUUGCGCCACAAAAUGACUUUAAUUUCACCCUCAAUCCUGAAAAAAUAUGGCAUACCAUUCGAGAAGGUCACUCAGGAAGCUGGACAGUUCAUUGUGACGUUUCCAUUUGGCUAUCACGCUGGUUUCAACCAUGGCUUCAACUGUGCCGAGUCCACCAACUUUGCCACUCAGCGAUGGAUUGAUUACGGCAAACAGGCAACACUGUGUUCGUGCCGUCAGGACAUGGUGAAAAUCUCCAUGGAUGUGUUUGUACGCAAGUUUCAGCCCGACCGUUACAAAUUAUGGAAGGCCGGGAAAGACACUGCUCCCAUUGAUCACUCCAAACCCACACCGGAGGCUGCAGAAUUCCUGAAAGAAGAAAAGAUCGAGCCUAAAACAGAGACUCCCAGUGAAGCUGGAUGUGAGGAGCCCACUGCUCCUGUCCAGGAGGACAAAAGCCCGAAGCUUGAGACUGGUACGAAGCGUCAACUUGAAGCUGUUGAAGCUGCUGAAGAUGUCAAACCUGAGGUGACAAUGAAGGAAACUGAUAAGGUGGAGCCAAAGAAUGUCAAGUUGUUACGCAAGGAGUCUCCAACUAAAGUCACCGCCAAGCCAGAUAAAGAAACAGUGAAAGUCAAACCAGAGCCGAAGAAGGAGAAGGACAUCAAGCCACAGUCCAAAUCUCAGUCCAAAGCAAGUACCAAGAAAACUUCAAACAGACGAAGUCCUUCAAAGAAAGAGAGGAACGGCAUGUCUGCCGUUGACGUCUUUCCUCCUGAACCUGUGGAGAACCAGGUGGUGGCUCCAAGCUCUGAGGACACUGGAGGCAGUGAGGAGCCUCAGCUGAGCAGCAGCUGCAGUCCAGCACAAAAACUGUUUCAGAGGACAUUGAGCCCUGCAGACGUCCUGCACGUCCACAGCUACGCCAAAGGAGACUACGGAGAAGGGGAGGUUCUGCCCAAGGAGGAGAAGAAGAUUGAGGGGAGUGACAAUGAGAUGGAGAAAGACAACAGUCAUCUUAACAAACCACAGGUGGCAGAGGUGGUGGCUGGAGAUGAAGAGCAGGAGAAUGAUCUGGGGCAGCUGCCAGGCCACCAUCCGCUCAUAAAGGACGGCAUGAGUGAUGAAGAAGCUCCAAACGAGGCUACUCCAGUAGAGGAGGGUGGUCUGGAAGGGGAAAACUGGGCUAAACCUCUGACUCACCUGUGGCAGAGCAGACCUCCCAACCUGAAGAAGGAGAGGGAGUACAACCAGCGCAUCGGCUCCAAACCUCCAUACUGCUCCAUCUGCCUGCUCUUUCACACGUACCAGCAGACUGAAUGUGCGAACAAUGUAGACACUCCUGUCAUGGUGGCCGGCGGACGCAUGCGGACCAAACCUCUGAUCCCAGAGAUGUGCUUCACCACCACGACAGAAGAAGACUCAGAGUGCGAGGAGCAGCCCACCACCCCUCAUCUGGAGGAAGAUGGAACCAGCCUUCUCAUCAGCUGCUCCCAGUGCAGCAUUCGUGUUCACACCACCUGUUACGGUGUGGAUCCAGCCAGUGUGAGCAAAGAGUGGAAAUGUGCACGCUGUAAGGCCAACGCCAUGACUGAGAACUGCUGCCUGUGUUCGUUGAGGGGCGGCGCCUUGCAGAAAGCCAACAACAACAAGUGGGUCCAUGUGUUGUGUGCAGUUGCUGUGCAGGAGGCACGUUUUGUCAACAUCACUGAAAGAAGUCCUGUGGAUUUAAGUGGGAUCCCUCUGCAGAGAUUUAAGCUGAAAUGUUACUACUGUAAGAAGCGGAUGAAGAAGGCGUCUGGCUGCUGUGUCCAGUGUUCUCAUGGCCGCUGUCCCACUGCCUACCAUCCCACCUGUGCCCAAGCUGCUGGAGUACUGAUGCAGCCAGAUGAAUGGCCCUUUGUGGUCCACGUUACCUGCUGUCGACACAAAGGUCCCACUCAGAUUGAGCGCAAUAAAGCAGCCAUGCAUGAGCUAACCGUAGGACAGAAGGUCAUAUGUAAGCACAAGAAUGGCCGCUACUACCAGUGUGACGUGGUGCAGCUGUCUAAAGAGACAUUCUACGAAGUCAACUUUGACGAUGGUUCCUUCAGCGAUAAUCUGUUCCCCGAAGACAUUGUGAGCCGAGACUGUGCUCAGCUUGGACCCCCACCGCAGGGAGAAGUGGUUCAGGUGCGAUGGACCGACGGUCUGGUGUACGGGGCCAAAUUUGUGGCAGCUCAUGUCAUUCAAAUGUAUCUGGUAGAGUUUGAGGAUGGGUCUCAACUAACAACCAAGAGAGAUGAUGUCUACACUUUGGAUGAGGAACUCCCAAAAAGAGUCAAGUCCAGACUGUCCAAAGCGUCAGACAUGAGAUUUGACGGGAUCUUUGAAGAAAGGGAGAUCAUCCAGGAGUCGAAGCGACAGAGGGUGAUCAACUCCCGUUACAGGGGCGACUACAUUGAACCUGUGAUCUACAGAGCCAUCAUGGAGUAAACCCCGGCUGUCUGCCCGCCCAUCCACACUCACACCAGCAGCACUGACAGACUGAACUGUGCUCACUGUUACCUUACCUUAGCAGCUAGCCACAGUGAGAGUGUAGCUCCACAGGACUUCCUUCAGGACCCGCUUCGGACUGUUCUCUUUUUUACUUCUCCUUCAUCCACCUUUGUUUGCUUUGUUUGUUUGACUGCGAUGUAGGAAACUGCAGUAUUUUAGUUUUUCCACAGGACUCCACAGCUGCACCUAACAGAAGGAAGCAAUAUUAAAAUGUUCAAGUAGCAUUUUGACAUUAAGACACCAAUAAAAAAAUGACAGGUUCGGUGUUAAAUUUUACAGAAAUCAUUUCAAUCAAUUCUGCUACUCAAGUAAUCUUGAGUUUUUAGGAUAUUAUCGGCUUCAUUUUAUUUCUGCCGUUAGUGCCUAUGAUUUGGAGCCUGGCAGGUAGCAAAGAUAAACAAUGAAACAUGGAAUUAUUCUACUUACUGUUUGAAUUUGUUCCCAAAGCAUACACACUUACCUUAUUCAUUUGAAGGUAUAUUUACUGCCUUACUAAGUUAAAAUCCCAGAUUAAAAUCACAGCUAAUCAGCAUUCUUAUCAAUUUAGUGACAAAUACUCAAUGCGAGUUCCCAAAGCUUAACUUGGCGUAUUCACAUUUUUAAAUGAAGAGCUGGGUGCUAGAAUAGGAUAAACAGAAAUUUUCUGUUUACCAAACUGACUAAACAGUUAAAAUGUAAUGUUUGUCCUGAUAUCUGCCAGGUUCCAUUUUCUAACGAGGCUAGACUGGAAUUCUGACACACUAAUUUAACACAUUUAACUUUAGCUAUCAAUAUGCACCACAAGCCAGGGUCACAACGUUAACAGAAUGUAGAAGUGGUGCAGCGUCUCUUAAAGUCCAGCUCCAGUUUAUGCUUCUCAUGUAUCAACACAGAGGAAAUGAUCAGUGUCUCUAAGUGAUUAUUAAACAGUGAUGUUUUAAAAGUCUAAGGGUUGUUGAGAAAGUCUUAAGUCUUCUGUCUGGACUUCAUGCUCACCACCAAAUCAUCUCGAUUACAUUAGGGAACUGAAGAACAGAUAUCACCUGGUUCGUUGAAUUAUAAAUAACAUUAAAAAAAAAAUGCUUUAUUUAAAAUUGCUCUUCAGUGAUCAACCUCACAAAAUCGAAUAUUUCACACAGCAAAAAAUCUGUAGUUUUCCCCAGAAAAUAACCUGCCGUCUCUAAAAUGUGUUUGUAGCUUAUAUGGAGCUUCGCUGAUACACUGCAGUUGGAGCAUUGUGGGAAGCAUUUAUUCAGAGUCCUGCUGUUCCAGAAAGUUGCUCCCGGCCUGUGCUAGCAUUUGAAAAUUAAUCACUUGACAGUCAUUGACAUCUCUAAUCAGGACACAGCACAAACUGAGAUUGGAAGCUUGAGGACAUAAGACCAGUUGAUAAUUAGUCCUGGUCAGAUGAGCCUGAUCCAUGAUCCAUGACCCAGACCUACAUAUUUAAUUUUAAUUUCAUUCAUAGCUGUUAGCAUACCAGGCUAAAGCAGCUAAGUCUUGUCUGUUUGCAACACUUGAAUGAUUUGCACAGUCAGAGAAAUAAACUACCCGAUAAAUCACAUUUAAAAAUAACCAAACAACAAUUAAAAACAAAAAAACUUAUUUCCAGAUGUUUAAAAAAAACAGCUCACUAAAACAUGUUUUCCUGGCAUGAGUUGUUGGAAUCUAUUGACAGUUUGACUCUUCACAGGUGCACAUUAGAUUAUAAAAUGGCACUGCUAUUUUCUGUUAAAGGAAUACUUUUACCACGUAGCUACUUGCCUCUGGUAGUCCAGAAUGAUGCAGUGUUUGUGCUUCAGAACUGCCUAUUCUUCAAACACUGAAGUUACAGGGAGAUUAUUUUUAGCAGCAAAACCACCUCAGGGUUUUUCGGUUUUGCAGAUCCAAUUUGUGUACCAAUGCCUAAUCCAACCUGUUUUUGAUAACUCUAAAAGAAACUUUAAGAUUUUUGAAAAUUUUUUCAAGAUUUUAGCCAGAUUUGUGCCCAAUUUUUAAAAAGUUGCCCAAAAACGUUACCAAAACCGCAUCAUCUGACAUUAGAAAAAUGUCGAGAAAUAAACAAGAUCACAAAUCUGACAGCUUUUGGUUCUUGAUCCAAAGGUUUUUCCUGCAUAGAGGAACUUCUAGCACCCCUGUAGUGAGGUGUUAGCCAGGACCAUGAGAAAAUCACCAGUGCCUAAAUGGAAAAAGACUAAUUUUUAACCAGUUUUGUUAAUUGGGUUUUCAUCCACUCAGCAUAACAGACUUUUUUUUUUCUAUGAAAUGGUGAGAAGAAGAACAAAUACAUAGAUUAAAUUCAAAUAACACAGAUUUACUACGUACCUUUAUUGAAUGCAGACUGAUUUUUGUGUAGCCACGCAUUUUAAUGAGGAUUGUUUGAGCAUGGAAUUCAUUUGUGACUUCACCCCCAAUAUGAUAGAAUAAUCUUGUAUAAGAUCAACUUACAAACUUUUCUCUUGGCUUUAAGUUGUAGUUUGAAGCACAUUUCAGUUGAAUUCUUCAGUUUUACACAGAAAAAAAACGCAUAGAAUGGUUUAGUACUAAGUUGGCACGAGCAAUUUACCGUAUUUUAAAGUUUUUGAAAAACAAUUCUCUAUAACUUCAGUGUCUGCAAAAUCACAGCACACACAUUAAGGACAAAUGUUUCUGCAGAUGGAUGAAGUAUUUCUUUGUGGGACCAGUGCCAUUUUACCCUCUGAUGACAGCUCAUCUUUUACUAAGAACUGCAUUCCUUCAUGUAGUAGAUGAGAAAAUAGCUUUUACAUGUUGACAUGUUUUUACCAGCCUAUUUAUUAUGGUGCUUUGAGAGAGAAACCUCUGCGAUGAGUUUGCAGUAAUUCUGCAGAGGUUGUUGAUGUAUGUUCUAUUUUUUCUACAGUAUAUAGAUGAAUUUUAAAGAGUCCAUUCAGAUUUUUAACGCGCUUCGUCUCGCCAGCUGUUUCCUCGCUCUCCUACUGAAAACUGUGUAUUGCACUUUUAUUUAAGUCCAGUUUGCGAGGAUGUUUGAAUAGUUGCCAUUGAUGAAAUGUUUUAGAAUGUUAAUUGUACAUUGAUAAAAUGUCUUAUGGAUUGUGCCGCCCUCCCUUAUCGAUCACACUGCACCUGUCACCGCGACGAGGUGGCCUUCAUCUGCCUGUGAACUUGUUCAGCUAGUUUUAUAGUUAGCUGUUGGCAGGUCAGACACUCUUUCAUCGGUCCAGCAGAGAAGGAAUUUAUUUUAUCGAUAAGCAGAGUUCUACAUGGGAAGGGGCCUUUUCUAUUCUAUUUUGUUGUGUUGUUUUGUAAAACCUGUUCCAUGUAUUUUCACAGGAGCCUGUGAAGUGUAAAUGUCAUGUAGUCUAUUUUAAGAUGUUACCUGUUGACCUGGGAGACGAGCUGUCCGUUCUCGUUGUCUCCCCUGCAGAAAAAUAAAUAAACAAACUUACAGAUUAUCAUUCAAGCAUUUUGUAAAAUUUCUGUGUUUGUUUCAGUAAAUAAUUUUGCUUAA
Molecule: messenger RNA, 6866 nt
Organism: Acanthochromis polyacanthus (spiny chromis)
Lineage: Eukaryota; Metazoa; Chordata; Actinopteri; Pomacentridae
Product: lysine-specific demethylase 4A
Exons: 22
Coding region: 170-3334 (1054 amino acids)
Biological process (GO): chromatin remodeling
Cellular component (GO): nucleus
Molecular function (GO): histone H3K9 demethylase activity; histone H3K36 demethylase activity
Source: RefSeq, a predicted model, not a curated record